This is a messenger RNA of Toxorhynchites rutilus septentrionalis, 1672 nucleotides long. Its product is annotated as damage-control phosphatase ARMT1-like. Gene Ontology annotation, cellular component: nucleus; cytoplasm. Bases 297 to 1631 code for a protein of 444 amino acids. Gene Ontology annotation, molecular function: phosphatase activity. The transcript has 5 exons. Gene Ontology annotation, biological process: DNA damage response. The record is from RefSeq and is a predicted model, not a curated record. Lineage: Eukaryota; Metazoa; Arthropoda; Insecta; Diptera; Culicidae.
GCUGUGUUAGGUUCAAGUUGAUUGCGUGCGUUCUCUAUGGGUUUUACGGGAACGAUAAACAUUCAACCAUUCAACUCUAAAUCUAUCUGUCGCAAGACUUGAUCUGAUUUUGCGUUAUUCUUUUUUUAUUUCUAACCCUCGAGAAAUCAUUCUAGUGUUUAUGAUAUUUGUUCCACUCGGAAAAGUUACUUGCUGCGAACUGACACGUGCUGCGCGCUCGCGAGGAAAACUUGCUGAAAUACAUUAACUUCCUUUUUUGGAAGUAAACCAACAGGCUGCCCAAUCUCCGCUCCGAAAUGGCGGAACUGGAAUCCAAGUACAAUCUCAUCGAUGAAAAGCCACCCUUCGAUGCCCCACUGAAGGCGCAGUACAAACAAGGCAUGGCGUUCUACACGAUGAGGACUCGUCUACCGAUCAUUCUCACCCAAGUAAUCGAUCAGCUAUCGAAGGACAAAGAGCAAAUUGUGCAACACUUCGGUGAGGAUGCCCGCGAGGAACUCAAGCAAGCAAUCGGCGAAAUUUCCAAACUCAAGUACGAACUGCAAACGGACAAGGAAUUUGCCCCGAUUACAACCACGCUUGGCGAUGGACAGCUGUGGAACGAUUUCAUUGUCUCCCUGAGAGAGGAAAACUCCUACUACUCGGCCUGUUGGCUGUACGCAGAAACAUACAUGUAUCGACGGUUGAACCAUAUAUUUGAAAAUACGCAGACAUUAAAAUCGUUGGACUACUUCCAGCAACAGAAGCAUAAAGCACUCACGGAUUCAAAUGAGGCAAUUUGUGCCGUUCUGCUUGCGAUUGAACAUUUCAACAGCGAGAAAUCUAGCAAAACCGAAGCGGAAAUUGGGGACUUUUUCCGGAAGUUAUUGAAGCUCAACUUGUGGGGCAACAGGUGCGAUCUAUCGAUAACGGCUGGCCAAGCCGUGAAACAGGAUGGCGAUCCACUGGCUCUGCUCGAAAUCUGGGACAACUGCAUCGUUUGUGACCACUCGGCUGCCAUAUGGGAGUGUGUUCAGGGGGUCAGAGGUAAUCCCAGUGCUGCGACCAUCGACAUCAUCAACGACAACUCGGGCUACGAACUGUUCACUGAUCUCUGUUUGGCGGACUUCAUCAUAGAGCAUGGACUGGCGAGUAGGGUCAAUUUCAACGUCAAAGCAAUUCCGUGGUAUAUCUCCGAUGUGACCCCGAAAGACAUGAAAUGGACGCUGGACACUUUGGAGGCAUCCGAGAGUUCCGUUGUUGUAGCAUUUGGGAAAAGGUUAAAAGCUCGCUUCGAUAGUGGAACAUUCAAUCUCAAGGAAGCGAAUCAUUUCUGGACGUCACCCUACGAGUUCCAUCGAAUGAAAGAAGUGAAUCCCGAGCUGUACGAGGAACUGUCGCGGUCGCAUUUAUUGAUAUUCAAAGGCGAUUUGAACUACCGCAAACUUUUAGGAGAUUUCAACUUCCCGUACACAACACCAUUCGCGGAAACACUGCAAGGAUUCCUUCCCACCAAUCUGUGCACCCUGCGAACCGUCAAAGCGGAUCUAAUCAGUGGGAUUGCGGAAGGGCUUUCGGAACAGUUGUUCGCCAAGAAUGCCGAGUGGAUGCUCACUGGCGAAUACGGAGUGAUACAAUUCGCCCACAAAUAAAAUAAUAAUAAAUCAUGCUCUGGUUUAUUUAGCUAAUAUAA